Messenger RNA from Camellia sinensis, 1501 nucleotides. The record is from RefSeq and is a predicted model, not a curated record. Lineage: Eukaryota; Viridiplantae; Streptophyta; Magnoliopsida; Ericales; Theaceae.
GGCAGUGAGUUACUCCUAUCUCUCUUUCUUUAUUUAUUAUGAUUAUUAUUUUUAGAUUUGAAUAUUUAUUUAUUUAUUUGUUUUAUAGUUUAGUCGUUUCAAGUCAAUUUAAAUCAAUAAUGUUACCUUGUUUUGAAAUCAAUCCUCUCCUGAAAUUUGUUUGUUUUUAUCAGAUAUUUCCAACUUAAACAAGACCAUCAGAGAUUUGCUUUACAGCAUUAUGAACCAUUGGCGUGCUUCUCCGAGGCUAGUUCAAUUUUGGGCACCCAUAACAACAAAAGAGGGCCGGUCUUUUCUUACAACUCGAAACCAACCUUUCUCUCUAAAAACAGAAUUUUGUGAUUAUGAAGUUAUUGAAGGACUUUGUGGGUAUAGGAUGAUCUGUAUGGAUUCUAAAUUUGACAUUGAUUUGGAUGGGGGGAAGACUUGUGAACAACACCUUCCUCUUCCUGGCCGAGUGUUCAAGGAUCAAUUACCCGAAUCCACUCCUGAUGUGGAGUUUUACUCUAUCACUGAGUAUCCACAGCGUGACGAUGCUCUACGUUGCGGAGUCCAACAAUCUUUGGCUUUCCCAGUCUUUGAAUCUUCUACCCAAAGGUGUGUUGGCGUAAUUGAAGUAGUGACACCGUCGGUAGCCCCUAGUUUUUACGGCUAUUUGCAGUGCGGAAUACAUGAAGAUUUUGAGAAGAAAGGUCUGAAAUGUUCAAUUGAAUUUGAUCACAAGGACAUGGAAUUAGAUGAGGCUCAAAAUGAAGCUCGUACAGUUGCCUUGGAUGAAAUCAAGAAUGUGUUGAAAGUCGUAUGUGAAGCUUAUGAUUUACCUUUAGCUCAGGCAUGGGUUCCAUGCAAGGUAGGUUGGCCAUGUGGGCCUCUGGUUGAUGGUGGCGUCCUUGGUGUACGUUGUUCUUACCGCAAAGGUGACUAUGGUGAAGAUGAAGAUGAAGAUGACUAUGGUGAAGAUGACUAUGAUGUAGUGGAAUUUUGUCUUUAUAGUUCUUUGUUUCACUUAAAGAAUGGGGUGGGGGUUGUUGGGAGAGCACUUUUGUCCACUAAUAUGGUAUUCUGCAGGGAUGUAACUCUACUUAGCAUAACAGAGUACCCAUUGGCACACUAUGCAGGACAGACUAGACUAAGCGGUUGCUUCGCAAUAUGCUUGGAGAACAAUUGCACUGGAAAUGAUGUUUACGUGCUAGAGUUUUUUAUGCCGAUGAGCAACAAUGCCAGUGAAAACCCACAUACCUUAUCAAGGAAAAUAUUGGAAACAAUGAGGAACAAUUUUCGUUGUCUUAGGGUUGCUUUUAGAGAAGAACUUGAGGAAGAAUUACAUAUUGAAGAAAUUAGUAUUCAAAAUGGUGAGAAACUUGAUCCUGGUCAAAUUCCCCAAACUACUCUAUCUUUGCCUCAGUUGAUGGUGGCAUCCUUCAUGCAAGUUGUUAUUAUAAGAAAGAUGACUAUAGUGAAGAUGAAGAUGACUAUGUUUGUCUCAUCGAGUAGAAUCUAG